UUCAAAAAGAGAAACCGUGUUUGGGGAGGAAUCCUAUCUACAUAUUUCUUCUUUAACCUCAUCCUGGGGUCGUGGUUGGAACUUUCCAUCAAUUCUUUCCUUUCUUUCUUUCUUUUUCUUUUUUUUUUUUUUUUCUCUCUAAGCCUUUUGCCUAGCUCUGCCUGUCACAACAAAGUCAGCCACAGGCCUCCAGAGAGUGGCCUCUGUGAAAUUUGUCAUAAGGGUGUCAGGUAUUUCUUACUGGCUUCCAAAGAAAACUCAGAUAAAGAAAUCUUUCCUGGAUCCUUUUGAGGCUCCACUCGGAAGCUCUCUUGAGGUGAAGAAGAAGCUGGAGAGCAGUAGCAAGAAAAACUGGCCAAAGAGUAAAAGAUGCCCCAGGGCAGAAGGCUGACCUGGGUGGAGUUGGGGGUCAGACAGACUCACUUUGCCUGGGCUGUGCUGGAGCAAAGUCAAGUUCUUGGCGAUUGAGAGUUUAAGUCCAUCGUGAUUAUGCUGCUCUUACUUCUCCUUCUAUUGCCAGUAGUUUUAGAAUUUAGUUUUGUUAGCAUCUCAGCACAACAGUACUGGAGCUGUUCCGAAGGCCCUCCUCUGGGAAAUGGGAAUUCCACUUGUGUCGGUCCUACACCCUACUUAAUUUUCUCCCAUGGAAACAGUAUCUUUAGAAUUGACCCAGAAGGCACAAACCAUGAGCGACUGGUGGUAGAUGCUGGUAUUUCGGUGAUCAUGGAUUUUCAUUACAAGAAGGAAAGAAUCUAUUGGGUGGAUUUAGAAAGACAACUUUUGCAAAGAGUUUUCCUGAAUGGGUCAAGACAAGAGAAAGUGUGCAAUAUAGAGAAAAAUGUUUCUGGAAUGGCAAUAAAUUGGAUAAAUGAAGAAAUUAUUUGGUCAAAUCGACAGGAAGGAAUCAUUACAGUAACAGAUUUGAAAGGAAACAAUUCCCAUGUUCUUUUAAGCACCUUAAAAUAUCCUGCAAAUAUAGCAGUUGAUCCAGUAGAAAGGUUUAUAUUUUGGUCUUCAGAAGUGGCCAGCAGUCUUCACAGAGCAGAUCUCAGUGGGGUGAAAGUGAAGACUCUAUUAGAGACACCAGAGAGAAUAACGGCUAUGUCACUGGAUGUGCUUGAUAAACGCCUCUUUUGGAUUCAGGACAAUAGAGAAGGAAGCAAUUCUCAUAUUUAUUCCUGUGAUUAUGAUGGAAGGUCUGUCCAUCUGAUCAAACCUCCAACCCGGCACAAUUUGUUUGCAAUAUCUCUUUUUGCUGACCGUAUCUUCUAUUCAACAUUGAAAAAAAAGACAAUUUGGAUAGCCAACAAACACACCGGGAAGGAUAUGGUUAGAAUUCACUUCAAUCCAUCAUCAGUACCAGCUGGUGAACUUAAAGUAGUACAUCCAAUUGUACAGCCCAAGGCAGAGGAUGGUGACCAGGACUCUGAAAAGGAACUUCGCAAACUAAAGAAAGCUAACUGCAGCAGCAGAGCGUGCGGGCAGGACUCCAAGUCGCGCUUGUGCGCAUGUGCGGAGGGCUACGCGCUCAGCCGAGACCGGAAGUCCUGUGAAGAUGUCAAUGAAUGUGCCUUUUGGAAUCAUGGCUGUACUCUUGGGUGUAAGAACAUUCCUGGAUCCUAUUAUUGCACAUGCCCUGCAGGAUUUGUUCUGCUUUCUGAUGGAAAACGAUGCCAUCCAUUCGUUUCCUGUCCAAGCAAUGCAUCUAAAUGCAGCCAUGAAUGUGUUCUGACAUCAGAUGGGCCCCUGUGUUUCUGUCCUGAAGGCUCAGUGCUUGGGAGAGAUGGAAAAACAUGUAGUGGCUGUUCAUCACCUGAUAACGGUGGCUGUAGCCAGCUCUGUCUUCCUCUCAGCCCAGUAUCUUGGGAAUGUAGUUGCUUUCCUGGGUAUGACCUACAACCAGACCAAAAAAGCUGUGCUGCUUCAGGACCACAACCAUUUUUGAUGUUUGCCAAUUCUCAAGAUAUUCGUCAUAUGCACUUUGAUGGAACAGAUUAUGGAACCCUGCUCAGCAAGCAGAUGGGAACAGUUUUUGCACUAGAUCAUGACCCUGUGGAAAAUAAGAUAUAUUAUGCCCACACAGCUCUGAAAUGGAUAGAGAGAGCUAAUAUGGAUGGUUCCCAGAGAGAAAGGCUUAUUGAGGAAGGAAUAGAUGUGCCAGAAGGUCUUGCCGUGGACUGGAUUGGCCGAAGAUUCUACUGGACAGACAGAGGGAAAUCUCUCAUUGAAGGGAGUGACUUAAAUGGAAAACAUCGUCAAAUAAUCCUUAAGGAGAACCUAUCUCAGCCCCGAGGAAUUGCUGUUCAUCCAGUGGCCAAGAGAUUAUUCUGGACUGAUAUGGGGAUUAAUCCACGAAUUGAAAGUUCUUCCCUUCAAGGCUCUGGCCGGCUGGUGAUAGCCAGUUCAGAUCUGGUAGAGCCCAGUGGAAUAACCAUUGACUACGUAAUGGACACAUUGUAUUGGUGUGAUGCCAAGCGGUCUGUGAUUGAAAUGUCCAGUCUGGAUGGUUCCAAACGCCAAAGACUUGCCCAGAACGAUGUAGGUCAUCCAUUUGCUGUAGCUGUGUUUGAGGAUCACGUGUGGUUCUCAGAUUGGGCUAUGCCAUCGAUAAUAAGGGUGAACAAGAGGACUGGCAAAAACAGGGUACGUCUCCGAGGCAGCAUGCUGAAGCCCUCCUCACUGGUUGUGGUUCAUCCAUUGGCAAAACCAGGUGCAGAUCCCUGCUUACAUCAGAAGGGGGGCUGUGAACAUAUUUGUCAAGAGAGGUUUGGAACUGCUCAGUGCUCAUGUCGUGAAGGUUUUAGGAAAGCCCCAGAUGGGAAAACAUGUCUGGCUCUGAAGGGUCAUCAGAUAUUGGCAGGUGGUGAAGCUGAUCUAGGUAAUCAGGUAACACCAUUGGAUGCCUUCUCUAGGACUAGAGCAUUGGCAGAUAACAUCACAGAAUCUCAGCAUACACUAGUGGCUGAAAUAAUGGUGUCAGAUGAAGAUGACUGUUCCCCCAUGGGAUGUGGCAGCCAUGCCCAGUGUGUUUCAGAGGGAGAGAAUGCCACCUGUCAGUGUUUGAAAGGAUUUACCUGGGAUGGAAAACUAUGUUCUGAUAUAGAUGAAUGUGAGGUGGGUAGCACAGUUUGUCCUCCUGUCUCCUCCAAAUGCAUCAAUACAGAAGGCAGUUAUGUCUGUGGAUGCUCCCAAGGUUACCAAGGAGAUGGAAUUCACUGUCUUGAUAUUGAUGAGUGCCUCCUGGGGGUUCAUAGCUGUGGAGAGAAUGCCAACUGUACAAAUACAGAGGGAGGCUAUACCUGCAUGUGUGCUGGCCGCCUGUCUGAACCUGGACUGUCUUGCCCUGACUAUACACCACCCCCUACCCUCCAGGAAGAUGGCCACCAUCUGGUCAGAAAUAGUUACCCAGGAUGUCCUGAGUCACAUGAUGGGUACUGCCUCCAUGGUGGAGUAUGUAUGUAUGUUGAAGCAGUAGACAGCUAUGCAUGCAACUGUGUUAUUGGCUACGUCGGGGAGCGAUGUCAGCACCGAGACCUGAGAUGGUGGGAACUGCGCCAUGCUGGCCAUGGGCAGCAGCGGAACAUCACCGUGGUGGCUGUCUGUGUGGUCGUGCUGGUUCUGCUGCUGCUCCUGGGGCUGUGGGGUGCUCACUACUACAGGACUCAGAAGCUGCUAUUGAAAAAUGCAAAGAAUCCCUAUGAAGAGUCAAGCAGAAACGUGAGCCAAGGCAAGCCUGCUGAAGGAGAGGCUGGAAUGUCUUCUUGCCCCCAACCUUGGUUUGUGGUCAUAAAGGAACAUCAAGACAUCAGGAAUGGGAGUCAGCCUUCCGCUGGCAAGGAUGGCCAGGCAGCAGAUGUUGUCCAGUUAUCCUCCCUGGAGCUUGGGUCAGUGCAGCCAUGGAGACAGGAACCCCAUAUACCUGGAAUAGGCACAGAGCAAGGCUGCUGGAUCCCACCAUCCAGUGACAAAAAGUCUGGUCUCCAGUUCAGCUCUAGGCCUGCCUGAAGCACUCUCCUGCUGAGAACUUGACAGUUUCCUCUAACUAGAGCUAUAGGCUAGGAAUAAGAGAAACACCAGGCUUUACACAUUGGUAGCCUUGUGCUGUCACAAAGGUAAGAUGUAACUUUCCCAGAGUUCAUUUCUGUGUAUUUUUGUGAUUUAGUUGGUCAUCGUGGUUAGAUGCAGUGAAAGAGGCACAGUUGCCAGUGAAUGCUCACUCUUUCUCAUGGAGAUUGCUGCUGGGCUGCAGAUUUUCCUUAUUGUUCCUUACUCUGUAUUAUCUCUUUACCUUUUCUAUUGACCCCAAGUCAUACCAGUAAUCCCAGCCUCACCACCAGACACAGAUACAUCCACAUUCCAUAGCCUUCUCUCAGCGGCUCCACUUGGGAAGUUGGAAGUGCCUGGCUUCAUAGCUCUCCUUGCCAAUUCCAGCUUGUGCAUAGGUUCCAUUGUAUGUUCUAUGAUUCCUGAUCAGUCAUUAUACUCCGAUGUUCCAAAUCCCUUCUAGACCUUACUUUCCCAGAUCCUUUUGCAAUUAUGUAAGAAUUAAUUUUUACAAUAAAUAAUCAUAACAUAAUA
Messenger RNA from Marmota monax (woodchuck), 4578 nucleotides. It is a transcript of the gene Egf, whose product is annotated as epidermal growth factor. The record is from RefSeq and is a predicted model, not a curated record. Bases 490 to 4005 code for a protein of 1171 amino acids. The transcript has 25 exons. Lineage: Eukaryota; Metazoa; Chordata; Mammalia; Rodentia; Sciuridae. Gene Ontology annotation, molecular function: calcium ion binding.